Rhodotorula toruloides NP11 is the source of this 1344-nucleotide messenger RNA. RefSeq lists its product as uncharacterized. NCBI's taxonomy places the organism in Eukaryota, Fungi, Basidiomycota, Microbotryomycetes, Sporidiobolales, Sporidiobolaceae. The record is from RefSeq and is a predicted model, not a curated record. The coding region runs from base 1 to 1344 and encodes 447 amino acids. The transcript is spliced from 2 exons.
AUGAACGCUGGACAGGAGCUUGCUGGGCUGCCAAAGCCGACUGAGCGGCUGGGCGAGCCGCAGGAGGAUGGACAGGCUCGGGACCUUGCGAUUGAGGCUAGGGAGGCGAGCGACGGCGGCUUGAGGAGCGCAGGAGAGGCUCAACACGGCUUUGGUGGACUUGUGGAUUCUGUGCCAGUGGCAGGAGGGCAGGGCGGGCAGGUUGAGACGGCGGGACUUGCGGUUUCGCGGGACGAGGUGGUGGACUUGGCUGUCAAAGGUCCCCUCGCGGAACUCCGCGACAUCGCUUCCAACGCUGAAGCCUCUUCAUCCUCUUCGACUGUCGCUGCGCAAAGCUUGAGCAGUCAAGCGCAGAGCGUCGCGAAUGGCGCAGCAGAAGUGCCCGAUUCGAUCGGCGCAAGUGGCUCGGUUUCCGCCAAACCCGCCCUCAGCGUUUCCAUGGCAGCCGCGACGAACGGAACGACCGGUUCCCCUCCCCUCUCGCCUCUCACGCCCGUAACGGACUCCUCCGACGAAGAUGUCAAACUUUCGAAAGGCAAAGGCCGCGCUCGUUCCGACUCGCCCGCUUCCUCCUCGACGAAACGCCGCCGUACUCGCUCGCCUCCACCCUACGUUCUCCCUCUCCCGCCUCCUCCUCCCUUCCUCGUCAAUGGCGGCGGUGCACAGGAUGACGCCCCGCUCGGUGCCAACUACCGCAUGUGGUCGGACCAAGAAGACGCCUAUCUCCUCACCCUCCGCGCAAGCGGCUACACCUUCGAGCAGAUUGCCGAGCUGGUCGGGCGCUCGAAUACGGCGGUCAGUAUUCGCUUCUAUGCGCUGAAGAGGAGGCAGAAGGAGCAUGCGGCGCAGGCGAAGAAGGAGGAGAAGGACGCGGCCGAGGUGUCGCAGUUGCUGCUGGGCGCGGCUUCGAACGGGUUUGGCGGCGUCGGCGAGUCGAGCGUGUGGACGAUCGAUGGCCAGCCGGUCUUGGUCGGCCCGUCGAACGGCUUUGGCGACCCAAGCGGUCUUGCCGCCAAUCCGCCUCUUCCCAUCGCUUCCACUUCCGCCUUCCUCCCUCUUCCGCCCGCUCCUUCCGCCUCCGUCCCCGCUCCUCCCAUCAUUCUCCCGCCUCCUGUGCGCAAGACCUCAUCGAUCCGCCACUACACCGCCGAAGAAGACGACCUCGUUUGUCAAUACCGCCAAGAAGGUCUCUCUGCCGCCGCGAUCGGCAAGAAAGUCGGUCGCUCCACCAACAGUAUCUAUAACAGGCUCACGGCGCUCGCGAGUAUGGGGAGGGAUGUCAAGCCGAGGAAGAAGACGAGGGCGAAGAAGGAGGAGGACGGUGGCGGUGAGGCGUCUGCGUAG